AUGCCAAGUUCCACAAUGAGAUUACUUCAUUUCAACAACUUGAUGAAGAAUCUUUAUGAGGCAUGGGAGCAAUUUAAGGAGUUGUUGCGCAAAUGCCCUCACCAUGGCAUUCCACAUUGCAUUCAGAUGGAGACUUUCUAUAACGAUCUCAACGCUCAUAAUAGAAUGGUCGUUGAUGCUACAGCGAACAGGGCUCUUCUUGCUAAGUCCUAUGAUGAGGCAUAUGAAAUCCUUGAGAGAAUAUCCAACAACAACUAUCAAUGGCCCACUUCUAGAUUGUCUACAGGUAGAAAUGUGGUUGGUAUUCAUGAUGUAGAUGCCAUCACUUCUUUGGCAGCCCAAGUGUCCUCUAUUUCUAAUAUGCUCAAGACAAUGAAUAUGGAGAUGAAUCAAUCAAUGGGGCAGCCUAUGGGGACACAAAUGGGGCACAUGGAGAGCAUUUCUUGUGUGUAUUAUGGUGAGGGUCAUACUUUUGACAACUGUCAUUCGAAUCCAGCAGCUGUGUGUUAUAUGGGGAACAAAAAUACAAAUGGUCCUUAUUCUAAUUCAUACAACCCAUCUUGGAGGCAACAUCCCAAUUUUUCAAGGAGUAAUCAAGGGGCUGGCCCUAGCAAUCCUUCUAUGCCUCCAAGACCAAAUUUUCCAUCAGUGAAGAAUGAAGCCAUGAUUCAAAGCCAAGCGGCUUCAUUGAGGAACUUAGAAAACCAAGUUGGGCAACUAGCUAUUGAGCUUAGAAAUAGACCCCAUGGUACAUUGCCAAGUGAUACCAAGAAUCCAAGGAAUGUGGGCAAGAAACAUUGUAAAGCCGUCACUUUUAGGAGUGGGAAAGUGUUGGAGAAGGACAAGACCAAUUUUGGGCAUGAGGUUGAUGUUAGGAGUGUGUCCUAA
Messenger RNA from Humulus lupulus (European hop), 888 nucleotides. RefSeq lists its product as uncharacterized. The record is from RefSeq and is a predicted model, not a curated record. The transcript is spliced from 2 exons. Lineage: Eukaryota; Viridiplantae; Streptophyta; Magnoliopsida; Rosales; Cannabaceae. Bases 1 to 888 code for a protein of 295 amino acids.